AAGUAGUACAUAUAUCAAGCAUACACAAGAAGGAUUUAUUGAAGGCCAACCAUGGCGUCUCUUAGAGCCACCACACUCCUUGUGUUGAUGCAAAUUAUUAUGGUGUUUUACACCGUCAUCUUAAGCUGCUCGUUUUCUGAUGCCCGAACUUUCCCAGGCGGAGAAGGUGGGUUAGACCCAAAUCAUCCAGUAUGCGUUGGCGGCGCGUGUCCAACACCAGGUCUACCAUACACUAAUCCACGUGAUCCUUGCAUAUACCGUAACAGGUGCAAUCCACCAGGACGGAUGGGUGAUCCAUAAGUAAUUUUCAUCAUCAAUAUUUAUCGUUGUGAUCCAGUAUACGUCCACAUCGUCCACAUGACAAUAGUGUGUGUUUGUGUAUGUUAUACUAGUAUUCACUAGCUGCUCACACUGCAUGAGAGCUAGUUAAUUAAGAGAAUGUCUAUGUAUGACAAAUAAUGUACUGUGGUACUAUAUAUGUAUCCCCCUGUCUCGGCAAUAUAUGGAUUAAUAAGACAUGUGUACUCUGGAUCUGAUUAGUGUAAUAGUGUUCAUGUUUGCAAGCCAAUUGCAUCCACAUUCGCUGAACCACAAUCAAUUACAGAGGGGUUCACAAAAGAAGAACAAUACUCCCAACUAUAUGAUCUGAAAAUGAACAGGGAGUUUGACGAGCAGCCUGUUCAAAUCGAUCCUCUGUUCCAAACAGACAAGAUCUUAAGAAGCACUGGUACUACUGAAUACUACACUAGUUCAUGUGAGCUUCAUGUCGAUUCUAUAAAUCGGCAAUAAUAAAAAAGAUAAACGCACAAGAUCUAAAGUGAAUGAGCAAGGGGAUAAAAGUUUAGACGAGCUCAUGCCUUCUCGAUUAGAAGCUCUCAAAAAAAAUACUUGUUGCUCAUGCAACCAUGUAUGAGGAUAUCUGUUAAUUACUGUCAUAUAGCCCCUGGAUAAAAGCACAAGUCUUCCAACACGGAUCAUAUAAAAUUUAGUGAUUACAGUGACAAUGCUAGUGAGAAGCUCUUCUGCCAGCACAUCUAAUUACUUUAAUUUACUUGAUCUUAGGUGAAUAUCUGUAAUGGAAGGUACCAGCUGCAUUAGUAAAAUUUAUAGAAAACAUUAGUGGCAUGUUAUUGCAGAAACUAUGAAUAUAAUGCCAGUCAUAAACUAAUUGUUCCGGAUUCAUGCAUUUCUACUUCUAGAUCCACAAGAAGCAAAACAUCCAUAAAAGCUCGAAGAUGCAGCACUAGGGAGCAUACUAUUUUGCUAAGAAAAGUUAUAAGAAAAGGCAGAUAAAAAAUGGCACAAACUUUAUAGAGCUAACUCUUCAGCUUCAGAUUAAAAAAAUGACAGCACCAAUUGGUUGUCUAAUUUCAUUACAGUGGGCAUAGUUGGCUAACACAAAAUUGUUAUAUCACAUGGAAUUUAGCUGAUGCCAUGUAGUACAGACGAAAAUCUACAUGCAUAUGUAAUACUAUAUACUGCCACAAUAAGUGGUUAAUAUUGUCAAAUUUCAUCCACAAGCAUAUAUAGUACAUGACAACAAUUAGCCACCUUCUUAAAACAAAGUAAGAUUGUCAUAUCCAAAGCGUAUCAGCAUUCAGCAAUGGACAGUUUCAGCAAUAUCUUUUGUAAGUUUUAAAGCUACAAACAAGGGGUUGAUAAUCAUGAGGUGUGAGACCUGAAGAAGAUUCAGACUUAAAGUUCAGAGUUAAGAGAUAGCUGGAAUAGAUUCAACGGUCGAGAUUGCGAGAUACCGAUUCGCGAGAAAGUUAUGAAGAUCGUGUGGCCCAGUUUCGCCGCGACGAGCUACAGAGGGGAAGAAUUGCCGUACUGUGGACGUCAUCGUCGUUGUCGUUUAGCUAUGGGCGUACUCAAUAUAAGCCCGAGCUUUUGGCUGUAACUCUUUAUCGAACUUGAACCCUAAUCUAAUUUCCCCUCUUGUUCUUGCGGCGCACACAAAUAUCUCUUUCAAUUCUAGUAAAUUUCAGCAUUCCAUUUUUCAUUUCUGCUGUGUUAGGAUUCCCAUUAGUUAGCUACUAGCCAUAUUUGAAUUUUCCCCAAAUUUGUCUGAACCAAAAUCGUUGGAUCCUGACAAAAGGUAUCAGAGCUCAGAUCUGAUGGGAGUACUCCGGAUCUGAUAGUCCAGGCUAGUGAGGGUUGGGAAAUUCAUUUUCCUGGUAAAAUUCCUAAGCGAGGCCGAGGAAUCAGGUCGGAGGAGCACAAAUUCGGCAGAGCAGUGAGGGUUUGGGGACUAACUAGUCGUUCCCCUGUAAAAUUCCCAGAUCUGUGUUUGCAACCAUGCCUAGAGGGCCCCGAGUGGAGGAUCCAGUACUGGAGGAGGUACAGCCAUGGGAGACAGCGGUGGAUGAGCUUAGGCUAAGCAUGAUGGAUUUGCAAAGGAAGGUGGAAGAAGACCACAAGCUGGUCCAGGAGCAGCUUCAGAACCAGGCGGUUCAGGCUCAGGUAUACAAGGAUGAGGUUAUGCAAAACUUGUUGUCAAUUCAACAGAUGUUAGGUGGGACAACUAGUUGCAUGGGGCAGGAAAUCAAGGGCACACCGAAAACACCUGGCUUUGCACAAUCUGUCGUAGGAGGGGGAAAAGCAGUGGACACUAAUGCAGCAAGUACCAGCAGACAUCCUCUUUUCGAUUAUAGAAACCUUAGUUGCCCAAUGACCACCCAAGCCAUAGAAACCACAGACCUACCACCAACUGUUUUUACUCCCAAACCUGUCUCCACCCCUCCAUCUGAAUGGAAUACCUCGGUUUACUUCACUACACCAACAGUUCCACCACCAAUUCCACCAGUACCACCACCUCCACCUAACCAAAACAAUUUACCUCAAAACCAAAAUUACAAUCCUUACAAUAUGAACUACCAGUAUACACCAUUCUAUUACCCUCCCUACCCUCCCUAUAACACACCUUGGAACCUUCCACAGUACAACUACCCACCACCAUCCCAUACACCACCUAACCAACCGUUUCUUCCCCAAAAUUGGGAUCGUCGAUUUGGGCCCUACCACGAUCCUAAUGGCCGAGAAAGAACCCAGUAUGCUGAGAAUGCUCAUAGACGAUCAAAGCAUGUUGAUUUCCCCAUUUUCGAUGGUGAAUGCCCUGAAUCUUGGAUAAGGAAGGCUGAAAAGUAUUUUGCUUUGAAUCAAACUCCUGAAGAAGAAAAAGUCCUAGUGGCUGAAAUCUAUAUCACAGGUCGUGCUGAUCAGUGGAUCUCGAGUUCUGAUGUUCUCACUGAACAACUAACUUGGCCUGAAUUUAAGUCCAUGAUUUGCCAACGCUUUGCUGCUAAGUCCAACAUUGAAGUCAUUGAUACUUUUCGAAAUCUGAAACAGUAUGGUUCUGUUGAUGUUUAUAUCGACAAAUUUGAAGAAGUUAUGGCUCUAGUGAAACGAAAUAGGCCCAACCUAACUGAGCAGUACUUUUUGGAUUACUUUAUCUCUGGCCUUAAGGAUCAUAUCAAAAGACCACUGAAAUCUUUACACAUUCAGUCCUUGGUUGAUGCUUAUGAACAUGCAAGAAAUUAUGAUGUGCCUCCUCGAAGCAGUCCCACUGUGGCAGUAUCUCAGAGUAAGGAGAUGCCUAAAUUACCGGUUAAACCGGCAUUGAAGGAUGACAAGCCAUCACCUUUUACAGCACCAAAGUCGUUUGGCAGAUGCUUCAAGUGCCAAGAGCCUUGGGUACCUGGACAUGGUCGAGUUUGUAAGGCCACUAAACAAAUUUAUUUGGUAACCUUAGAUGAUGAUGGAGAAGAAAUGCCUGAUAAUGCUGCGGCCCAGUUUACUACACCACCAGGUAGUCCUGCUCAUGAGGCUACUACCCAUACAGACUUGUCUUUGCAUGCUCUCGAGGGAACCAAUUCUGUUGCUACAACUUUUACUAUCCAUGUGUGCAUUGGGAAGAUGUCUGCUACUGCUUUGAUUGAUAGUGGCAGCACCUCAACUUUCAUUUCUCCCAAAUUUGUCAGUAAGGCUGGCUUGGAGAUUGUUAACAAUGACCCUAUUCCUGUUAAGGUAGCAAAUGGAGGCACUUUAUAUACUGGUGCUAGGUGUGUUGAUGUACCUUAUAUGAUUCAGCAGCACCAAUUCAUAUCUACAUUCAGACUUCUUAAUCUGAAAGGCUAUGAUAUCGUCCUUGGGUGCGAUUGGAUUUAUCACCAUAGUCCAUUGACACUCAACCUGAAGACCAGGGAAUUAACCAUUCAUAAAGAUGGACUGCUGGAAUUGACAUUACCUGACAUCAGUGUGUCACCAUCUAAUUUUAUGAUUUCUGCCCCUACAAUGGAGAAACUCCUAACUCAAGAUGUGGUGGGAGCUGUCUUGUACUGUCACUCCAUUCAUUGCUCUGCCUUGACUGAGAUACCCACCCCUCCUCUGUUGGCUCCAGUUUUAGCAUAGUUUGCUGAUGUUUUUGCAGAACCAGUGGCACU
Oryza sativa Japonica Group (Japanese rice) is the source of this 4442-nucleotide messenger RNA. Lineage: Eukaryota; Viridiplantae; Streptophyta; Magnoliopsida; Poales; Poaceae. The record is from RefSeq and is a predicted model, not a curated record.